AUGAUACUUAUCUCCUUUUUGUUUAUAUGUCUUAUUAAUCAGGCAUACGGGUUUCUUAAAUACGACUCUGGAACAGUUUCAGGCUUUAGCGAAUGUACUACUGGAUAUUAAUAAACUUAUACAAUAAAUUUCAAUGGAGUUUUUGCCAAUGUUCCUAAAGUAAUCUUAGGGCUUGAAUUAAUUGAUAUGGGAGAGGGGGCAGAUUAUAGAAUAUAAACACAAAAUAUUUAAACAACAAGUAUUAUGUUUUAUAUUUUUAGGUUUCGAAUUAUUUAUCACAUGUGUCACAUCAACUCCUUUUCAUAAUGCAAAGUAUGGAUGGUAUGCAAUUGAUGACCAGAGAAUAUAAGUUAUUAACAAUUUUAAUAUGCUAAAUCCUACAUAACAGACAUUUCCUCAUUAGAAUGCAAAUGCUAAUUUUGGUAUUGUCACAUUAACAAGUAUGGGAAUAUAUCAAGAUGUUAACUUUAAACUAUAUGUAUGAGAAUUAUUUAUGUUUCAAGAUCUCAUCAAUAACAACUACGCAGGUAACUGUAAGUAUUGUGGAUACAGUAGCAUGGCGUGCAAAUUUAAAAUAAGUUGGAUACUAAGUGAUAUUAGGAAUAGAAGAAGCAUUUGCAGAUAUUGAUGUUUUAUAUCAUACAAGUGAUUACGAUAGUGGAACCUUAACUUAAUAUUCAAACAAAUGGUUGUUUUUAACCUAUAAUGGUUUGGAUUCCUAUACUAAUCUCAGAUCGAGGGCUGAACGGCAAUCAGGAACAUUAUCAUAUACUGUAGUUACAUGUAACAGUUCUUUAUUAUUAUAGGGUAUGGAGCCUUCCUUAAGAAUUAUUUUUUACAAGGAUGGUUAGCUUAUCAAUUUACUACUAUAUUUAAACCUUUUGAAUGUCUCACGUUGAGAAUAUCGUAAGCUUAUGAUUUUGAUGUAUCAACUAAGCCAGAUAUUUUUCUUGAGAUCAAUGAAUUAAGUUAAUCAUUCUUAGCAUCAACUAAUAUAAUUAUAGAUAAGGCUUUAAGCAUUGUGAAUAUGAAGAUUUAUAUGAAGUGUAUAAAAACCAAAAAAAUAGUGAGUCAAUUUCUAAAAUGUUAGAAUUGCUCGACCAAUAAAAUGUAUUAAUUUUCACAUUAUUGUCAUGGAACAAUUAAUGAGAUUUCUUAUUUUCCAAGAUUUAAAUUGGUCGAUUCUGCCUAUAAGGAGAUAAAUAUUAAUAUAGUAUUAAAUAGAAUUAAAAUUACAUAAGUAUUGUACAAUCAAGUGCAAUCAAUUGAAACCCUGGUAGACAUUCAAAUUUAAGAUGUAUGA
Molecule: messenger RNA, 1303 nt
Organism: Paramecium octaurelia
Lineage: Eukaryota; Ciliophora; Oligohymenophorea; Peniculida; Parameciidae
Source: the annotation of a GenBank genome assembly